CAGUAGAAAGAACAGUACACUUCUACUACUCCCCAUUUGGUAUUGGUUGGUAUGCAAAUCUCGGAUUCAUCAAUACAUAUACCUCGUUUUUCUCCACCGACACUAUACAUAUUCUUCCAUUGAAUUGUUCCCUUCAUCAUUAGGUAGUACCGGAGAGGACGAGGGAGAUCGGCGGAUCUCCGAUCAUCGGAGCUCAUGAUGCUGUCAACGGACAUGGCUUCCGGCAGGUUUAUGGCCUACUCCCCGUCCCCCUCCGCUCCCCUCCCUCCCCACAUCGCCGCCACUCGCUCCUCUUCCUCCCCACUUGCGGAGCAUGAAAGCUGACUUUGGUGUGGUAUUAUGGCUAGUUAUAGUUGAACUCAGCCAUUUGGUGCUUGUGUAAGAAUGUUUGCUUGUCGCCUCUUUGCCAGUUCCCAGAACUGUUUCCUGUUUCCUCAGUUGUGCUUAUUAAACUUUGACUGAAAUGUUUUUUACUCACAGUGUUUUAAUACAUCUUGGAAUCUGACUUUCGUUGUUUUUUGUGUAACUGGGGUUUAUAGAUUCUCUUUCCAUCAUCUCUGAUGGAGCCAAAAUUUCACCAUUUUUUGGCUUUGGGGUGUGAUGGAAUAAAUCAAAAUGGAUCUCUAAACUGUCUGCGCUUCUUUAAUUAAUGAAGUAGCAGUUAGUCAAGCAAUGCAACUUUCGACGUUGAGCCGGGGGUCUCUUUGGAAACAGCCUCUCUACUUUCGAGUAGGGGCAAGGUCUGCGUACACACACCCUCCCCAAACCCUACUCNUAUAGAUUCUCUUUCCAUCAUCUCUGAUGGAGCCAAAAUUUCACCAUUUUUUGGCUUUGGGGUGUGAUGGAAUAAAUCAAAAUGGAUCUCUAAACUGUCUGCGCUUCUUUAAUUAAUGAAGUAGCAGUUAGUCAAGCAAUGCAACUUUCGACGUUGAGCCGGGGGUCUCUUUGGAAACAGCCUCUCUACUUUCGAGUAGGGGCAAGAUUCUCAAAUCAUAUGUUUAUAGCAUAAGAGUAUAUCAUUUCCCUCCCUAGAAUCCAUACCGUUUUCUCAAUUGAUCUGAGACGGCAAAAAACUAAUUCCUAUUGUUUUUUUUAUUUGGAGUCAGAGUGUUUUCUUCUCGCAUGAAGUAAUGCUUUAUGGGUGUUUAUCAUUUCCAUCCUUAGUGGUGAUGAUGUUUCUAUAUCGAUUCUGCCGCAUUGGCUUCACAGUAGCCCCUUCUUUAGUGGAGAAAGUGGAUGAGUGGCAUGCUUGCUUGGAAGAGUUAAGAGGGAAGGGGAGGAAGUGGAGGAGGCAUCUUGCGGAGUUGCUAGCAGAACGAAGCAAACUUAGUCCAUUUAUGCCUGUGCUUCCUCAUUGUUAUCGUUUGCUGCACCAGGAUGCCAGGUCUACUGCAAUCCACCAGCCCUCAAAACUGGCUUUCUGGUCGUAGUAGUAGUCCAUCUGGCCUUAUUGUAAAGCGAACAAUCAGAAUUGACAUUCCUGUCGAGCAAUAUCCCAAUUACAAUUUUGUUGGUCGCCUCCUUGGACCUAGAGGGAACUCACUUAAACGCGUGGAAGCAAGUACAGACUGCCGUGUUUUAAUCAGAGGAUGUGGGAGCAUUAAGGAUCUAGCAAAGGAAGAAAUGAUGAGAGGUAAAUCUGGGUAUGAACACCUGAAUGAACCCCUUCAUCUAAUUGUGGAGGCUGAACUUCCUGUGGAGAUAAUUGAUGCUCGGAUAGAACAAGCACGUGAGAUUCUUGAAGAUCUUCUCAAGCCUGUGGAUGAAUCUCAGGACUUCUAUAAAAAGCAGCAGCUGCGCGAACUUGCAAUGAUCAAUGGCACCCUUCGUGAUGAUGGUUCUCAGAUGUCUGGUUCCGUGUCCCCCUUUAACAGCCUUGGAAUGAAGAGGGCCAAAACCACAGGGUGAGUGAUGAUAAUUCUUCCAUUAGAGGGAUUUGAAGUUCACUCAGCAUGCUGUUCUAGACCACUAGUAGGAAACAGUGUCAUUGCGGCGGUGGUUGCAGUGCAGCCCAUGCCUCCCAACCAUAAUUGGGGCGCCUGCGCAAUCAUCUAUAAGAUAAACGGUAUGGCGUGUGUGUAUUGGCUGGAGAUAUUCGGCUGGGAACAUCGCAAUAACAAACUAUUUGCUUGUGAUGGUUUUCCCUGCUCGAAUCUCCACUUAGUUUCGUUGGAUCAACGGCUAUCCGCAUCUGGUGUGCUAUAUUUUAUUUCAUUUGUAACCUUCUUUUAACCUUUGUUGUUAUAUGGUUGAUCAAUGAAAAUGCUGUGUUUUGUGUGCGGUGUGUUGUUUGUUCAUCAUCAGUUUAAUCCCAACCAUUUGGGGUGGAAUUAAGUGUCAAUUAUCCCAGGGAAAUUGGAUGUAACACGGCUAAACGAUUGGACCACAAUCAAUUGUCCUGUCAGAC
Messenger RNA from Cuscuta campestris, 2407 nucleotides. The record is from the annotation of a GenBank genome assembly. Lineage: Eukaryota; Viridiplantae; Streptophyta; Magnoliopsida; Solanales; Convolvulaceae.